Macadamia integrifolia is the source of this 1674-nucleotide messenger RNA. RefSeq lists its product as uncharacterized. Gene Ontology annotation, molecular function: zinc ion binding. The transcript has 3 exons. NCBI's taxonomy places the organism in Eukaryota, Viridiplantae, Streptophyta, Magnoliopsida, Proteales, Proteaceae. The record is from RefSeq and is a predicted model, not a curated record. Bases 1 to 1674 code for a protein of 557 amino acids.
AUGAGGACUAGGGCAGUGAAUACUACAGCAACAAAUGAUGUUGCUUACAAGAUGAACAGUAUGAAUAAAGGUUUUGAAAAAGUGAACACAGCAAGUCCAAGUGAUUUCACUUACAACAUGGCUGGUGAGACACCUCUAGGGAGCAAUGGAGCUACAGUUGUUGAUAAUGAUGUGGAUUGGAAUGAAGCAAUUGAUGAUGAUAGUAGCAUUGAAGGGACUGAUGUCAAUUUGGACCUUGAAGAUGAAGACAUGUCAUUUUCUGAAGGAGAGGAAGAAAUUGGAAUUAAGUCAGGUUUUGCAAUCUUGAGACGUAAAAAUGAGAAGUCAAGGGUUACUGUUGUGUAUGCAGCACCUAGAUGUACUUGGAGGAUCCAUGCUUCACCUGCUGAUGGUGAAAUUACAUAUAUGAUUAAGUCAAUGUGUAAGGAGCAUCGAUGUUCUCGAGCAAAGGAAAAUAAAGACAUUAUAUCCAUUUGGAUUGCUUCUCAUCUUGCUACUCAAUUAAAGGCAGAUCCAGAUAUGAAAACAAGUGCAAUGGCUGCCUACUUCAUGGAAAAUUUUCAAGUUAAGAUCCCCUAUAUUACAUUGUAUAGAGCAAAAAAGAUAGUCAUUGGGGUCAAUGAAGAGAGUAAUGCCAACUCAUUUGCUAAGCUGCCCAGUUAUGGUGAGAUACUAAGGGAAAGAAAUCAGGGGAGCCUAUUUAAGCUACAAUUUCAUGAGAGGAAGGUCAUGUCAGAUCCUCCUAUAUUUGAGAGAGUGUUUGUAUACUUCAAAGCAUGUAUAAAUGGUUUUCUGAAGGGUUGCAGGCCAUUCAUUGGGGUUGAUGGUUGUCAACUCAAGGGUAUGUUUGGAGGGGUUCUUUUAUCUGCUAUAGCUAUAGAUGGAAAUAGAGGAUUGUUCCCUAUAGCUUAUGCUAUUGUUGAGUAUGAAUAUAAAGAUAAUUGGCUAUUUUUCUUAACCAAUCUAUAUGCUACUCUUUACACUGUCAUUGAUGACAUACCCAUCACAUUUAUGUCUGACAGAGAGAAGGCCAUCCAAUCAACAUUUUCACAAUGUCAGCAUAGAUGGUGUUGUAGGCAUCUUUAUCAGAACUUUCAGGGCACCUAUCAUGGGGUGUUACUUAGAAGGUUGUUUUGGUCAACAACUAAGGCAUCUACUCCAUUCAUGUUUGAGAAGGAAAUGAAUGAAACGAAGGCCAUUAAUAAAGAUGUUCAUGAUUGGUUGCUUAAAAAUCCACCAAAAAUGUGGUUCAGACAUGCGUUUGAUUUUAGAUGCAAGAGCGACCACAUAACAAAUAAUAUGACAGAAUCAUUUAAUCAGUGGAUUUCAUCUGUUAAGAGUAAACACAUUCUUAUUUUAAUUAAUGAGAUAAGGAAGCAGCUACUUGAAGUGGUGGAACCAAGAUAUCGGAUGUGUUGUAUCUAUACAGGGAAUAUCACGCCAAGGAUUCAAAAGAUGUUGACUGUUAUAAGGACUGAAUCUAGAUGGUGUAUAGUACUUGCAUCUGGAUUAGAUGAGUUUGAAGUAACAUAUUGCAAUUAUAGAUCAGUAGUUGAUUUGAAGAAACGUUCUUGUGGAUGCAAAAUCCAGGAUGCUACAGGUCUACCAUGUAAGCAUGCGGCUGCCUGUAUUGAAAACAAGAGGAAAGACUUGAAAACUUAUUGUGAUGAAUAA